Messenger RNA from Vicugna pacos (alpaca), 6675 nucleotides. NCBI's taxonomy places the organism in Eukaryota, Metazoa, Chordata, Mammalia, Artiodactyla, Camelidae. The record is from RefSeq and is a predicted model, not a curated record.
AAUGACUGCAUCUUUAUUUCAGAAAUGACCAUUAAGAAGUAGAUGUCCAGAUGCAAAAGUGAUGAAACAGUCAAUUUGUCAUAAAGUAAGAUGCAGCUGUGGCUUUUCAACCAGAUUAGAACAAAAUUGUGUCUGUUUUUCUCAGAAGAGAAUUCCACAAGGUUAAGUCAGCAAACAAAGAAAACAUGGUAUUUUGAAGUAUGAUUAAACUCCUGAUGCUGCAGCAGAGGCUAAGAAUAUUAAUGGCCAGAUCUAGUGCUCACAUGGUCUUCUGAAGAAGCCAUGGGUAGCUGUUGUAGCUGUCCAGGUAAAGACACUGUCCCGGAUACCCAUCGGAACAAGUUUAAGGUCAUUAAUGUGGAUGAUGACGGGAAUGAGUUAGGUUCUGGCAUAAUGGAGCUUACAGACACAGAGCUGAUUCUAUACACUCGCAAACGGGACUCGGUAAAAUGGCACUACCUCUGCUUGCGACGCUACGGCUAUGAUUCGAAUCUCUUCUCUUUUGAGAGUGGUCGAAGAUGUCAAACUGGACAAGGAAUCUUUGCCUUUAAGUGUGCUCGUGCAGAAGAAUUAUUUAACAUGUUGCAAGAGAUUAUGCAAAAUAAUAGUAUAAAUGUGGUGGAAGAGCCAGUUGUUGAAAGGAAUAAUCAUCAGACAGAAUUGGAAGUCCCCAGAACACCUCGAACACCGACUACUCCGGGGUUUGCUGCUCAGAACUUACCCAAUGGGUAUCCCCGAUAUCCCUCAUUCGGAGAUGCUUCAUCCCAUCCUUCAAGCAGACAUCCUUCUGUGGGAAGUGCACGCCUGCCUUCAGUGGGUGAAGAAUCUACACAUCCUUUGCUCGUGGCUGAGGAACAGGUACACACCUACGUCAACACUACAGGUGUGCAAGAAGAGCGGAAAAACCGCACAAGCGUGCACGUCCCGUUGGAGGCGAGGAUUUCCAACGCUGAAAGCAACACGCCGAAAGAAGAACCAAGUAGUAUUGAGGACAGGGACCCUCAGAUUCUUCUUGAACCCGAAGGAGUCAAAUUUGUCUUAGGACCAACCCCUGUUCAAAAGCAAUUAAUGGAAAAAGAGAAACUGGAACAACUUGGAAGAGAUCAAGUCAGUGGAAGUGGGGCCAAUAACACAGAGUGGGACACUGGGUAUGACAGUGAUGAACGAAGAGACGCGCCCUCCGUUAACAAAUUGGUGUAUGAAAAUCUAAAUGGGCUGUCUGUCCCCAGUGCCUCGGGGCUUAGGAGAGGUCGCCUACCAUCCACCAGUACCUCAGAGACCCAGAACAUCAACAACUCAGCUCAGAGAAGAACUGCAUUAUUAAACUACGAAAAUUUACCAUCUUUGCCUCCUGUUUGGGAAGCCCGCAAGCUCAGUAGGGAUGAAGAUGACAAUUUAGGACCAAAGACCCCAUCUCUAAAUGGCUACCAUAAUAAUCUAGACCCAAUGCAUAACUAUGUAAAUACAGAGAAUGUAACAGUGCCGGCAAGCGCUCACAAAAUAGACUAUUCGAGGCGUCGGGACUGUACACCGACGGUCUUUAACUUUGAUAUCAGGCGCCCAAGUUUAGAACACAGGCAGCUCAAUUACAUACAGGUCGACUUGGAAGGUGGCAGUGACUCUGACAACCCUCAGACUCCAAAAACGCCCACCACGCCGCUUCCUCAGACCCCGACCAGGCGCACAGAGCUGUAUGCGGUGAUAGACAUCGAGCGGACUGCUGCCAUGUCCAGCCUGCAGAAGGCGCUGCCUCGGGAUGACGGUACAUCCAGGAAAACGAGACACAAUAGUACUGACCUGCCCAUGUGAGCCCGGGAAGCAUUCAUUACAUUGUUUGCACCUUUGUGAAGUUUUCAAAAAAAAAAAAAAUGAAGAUGCAAGUGCUUCAUUUUAGUUUCUAAACACUAACUCCUUUUAUAGACUGAUAAACAAUUUUUUUCUGAAUAUUUCAUGUGCUUCUUUAACUAAAGGGAAUUAAUGUAGAGCAGGUACUCAUCAAAGAACACUAAUUUCAUUACCUACUGCUCAUGACUGUACAGCAGCGUUCCCAUUCUCACAGUGCCUAUUUAAAAUGAGAGUUGGAGUGAGUGACAUGCUGGUCGAUUUGUAUCAAGAUUUGGGACUCAUGCAUGUCGUUCAUGUCUAAGUCAUGGUUGGCAUUUAAAACAUUUUAUAAAGCCUCUUGAUAAUGUGCAUUGCUAACGGAUAACUCUAGGCUUUGAAAGUAAUAUUUGUAGAUUCACUAUUCAUGGUAUGUGGCCUCCAGCAUGUAACAUGAGGAAUCCUUUCUUUCAUUAACUGUAGGCUUUUUGACUUGAGCCAAAACGUAUGUAAAGGAAAUAGAAGUACCACACCUCCUUAUACCAGUCAGUUCCUUUGCCUUCGGCGUUUCUAGAAUGAGUCCCGUGUUCGUGAAUAUGGUUUGCCAUGGGUGUCUUGAAAGGCAAGAAGGAGACAAGAUUUUGUUUUCUCAUCUCAUGAUGUCAUUUGAAGGGCAUGCCCAUAUAUCUUAAUCAGAAUUGCAGUAGGCUCAAGAUUCAGUCUCAGGUCACUUUACCCAAAAACAUUUGAAAAUCUGAACCAUGAUCUCUUGAAAGUUUCUCUCCUGUAGAUUAUUAACAAUAAAUAACAUUGUUCUCUGGAGGCAUUUGUGCCAUUAGGUUGCCAUGUACCUUCAGUUUUUUUCCUUUGGUGUUUGGGAUGUCUAAUUUUGUUGCUUCAUGUCUUUUUCAAUUUAAAAUGUUUGAGUUUGUAUAUAGUUUUGAAAUUGGGUUAUGUGUUCAUUGUUGUUUAGUUUGCAUUUUUGUCAAAUUGUGGUUUUGAAGGUUCAUUUGGAACUUACUGUUAUUCUAUAACAGGGUUACCCUUGUCCAGUAUUUAUUUAUAUGCUGUUUACUUUGCUAGUUGAUAAGAGCAUUCUCUCAGUUUUCAGUUUCACUUGUGUCCAUAGGUGAUCUCUCUAGCAGCUAAGAAAAAAAAAAAAAAAGAAAGCUACUUUUAACGCGCAAAGUUCCCUAAAGGUACUGUGUUUUCCCUGUGGGCACUCCCCCAGCACUUUAGCAGUGAUUCCCUCAGUCACGUGGCUGCAGCUGUACUUGGCCCACCGUAGCGCUCCUCAGCUCCGCUGUCCUUCCACUUGUAGCUGAAUCUUUCGAUUAGCCCUCGAUUUCAGUAUAAUGUUAAGAUUGUUGCCAGCAUAGCAGGUACAGUGGAAGUCUUGUAGCAAUGAGAUUGUGUCAUAAUUUAGGAUUGAAAAUGAAGUUUAUAUGAACUGAUGAGAAUCUGUAUGUCUGUCUCUUGGAAAAUCAAGAAUUUUCCAGUUUCCCAAGCCCUAGAGGAGACAAGAGAAGGUAGAGUAGAAAGAAGAUUAAAUAACCUUGCAAAAUAUUUCCUUGUUUCCUCUAAAUAUGGGGAAGUUUGAGAUUAUGAUCUGGAUCUACCAGAUGUAACGAAGGUUAAUUUAGCAUGAAAAAGUUUCAGUCAUAUGGCAUUUAGUCUGUUCCAUAAAUGACCUAAUUAUAGGACAGUGAAUGGAUUAGCAAAAUAUAGGGAGGGACCAUUGUAAAGAAAAUACACUAUUAAAGGGUGUCUUUAUAUUUUCAGUGCCAUUGGUUUAUGUGCAUAGCAGAAUUUUCUUCUUUUUUUCUGUGAAUUUGGUGCUUACUAAAGUGUUCACUGUUCUCUGAAAAGAGAGCAGUGGUAUAAGGUGUGCAGUUUCCAUUUUUAAUGUUAUUGUUCCACUUUUGCUUUCUUCUGAGUAGAUUGCUAAUCGUGCCAAAUUUGUGUGAUGAUUUUUGUAACAUGGAAUAAGAAUUAUGAUGGAACCAGUGCACAUGGUUUUCUCUGAAACAAGCAGUCAAGACAGAACGUUAACCUCCAAAUGAAAGGGCUGACCUAUUUAUUCAGUUUGGAGGUUGGAUACUUUAUUUUCUUUCUUUUCCUCAUCCUUUUCAUUUUUCCUUCCAGAUUCUAAUUAAUUUUUGUAUUUUUAAAGCAACUCCAAUAUAACCAUUGCAGUUUAUGCUUUAAAUACUGUGUGCUUUAAAAAUGAAAAUGGGACCAAUUUGUCUGCUAAGAAUUUGAUUUUAGGUACUAUGAGUGUUAGAAAGAUGUAUACAACUGGUGUUAAUUUCUAGAUGUCUCUGGAAAUCACCCAUGUUCCUAUUUAAUAAAAAGUGAUGUAGAACACUAUUUGUCCUUUGCGGUAGUCCAGUAAUGGGCAGUAAGCUCUGUCCUGGAAGAAUGUACCUAUUAGUAGGUGCAUUUUAGAAUGAGAUAUUUUAUUGGGAUGUAAUUGUGGCCAUAUGUUUCAGAUUUUCUGAGACAGACUUAACUUUAGAUAUUCUGUUCUGUUGAUAGACCAUGUGAUCCCACUUUUCGGUUUGGGAAAUACAAUCGUCAUUCAUAUGUUUUCCCCUAACAGAAUCUCUUUUCUCUACGUAGCUCAUAACAGCUUUUAUCCCAGACCAGGGUUGGAAACUGACAUGGGUACCACCUGUGCUUUCUCUUAGUGUGUUUCAUUUCCCAGUUUUAUCUUCCUUUAAAAAUGAAAACAUGGUGCCUUCCCUCCCUCCAGGAAGAUUGGCAAAUAGUUCCUUUUAUUUACUGCUGCUGUGGAGUGAUGAGAUAUGCACUUUACUCUUGAAGACUCAGCAAAAAGCUUUUCACUUCUCAGUAUAUCCAGAAUAGAUCACAUUCGGGACUUAAGAAAAUUUGCCAAGCAAUCUUUGUUUUUUAUAGAUAUUAAUGUUGACCCCACAGUUCAAUGUUAUAUGUCAAGCUAGUGUUUGUUUCCUCCCCUCCCCCAAAAUAGAUCUGUGGCACAGCAUAUAAAAAUGUACCUCAAUAAUGUUCUAUUAAAAAUGGGACAGGGGCCUUAUGUUUUCAUAAUUUCCUAAUAAUGUGCCACCGUAUUUUUGCCUCAAGGUAAAGGUUUUAACAAGCUAAAAAGUACUUCCCACUUCCCCUUGUGCUAUUCCUAACCUGUAAUGCCCAAGUGUUUUGUGCAAUGUGUAGUGUGUGUGUGGAUAUAUAUAUAUAUAUGUAUGUUCUGUAUAUACAUAUAUAUAUAUAUAUAUCCUUGAAAUAGACAUACCAUCAGAGACAACAUUCAGAAGUAACUGAUGUAUUGGCAUCUCUUUCAUAUGUGAGGUAUAUGGUACUACUUACCUGUUCCUUGAUGUUUGCCAAAUUUGAAUAAAGGCAUUGGUACGAAAUCACAGAAUGUAUAGGAAAUGUUCUUGGCUUGAAAAAUUAACAAAUAUUUUAUGACAUACCACAGGAGACUCUGCCCAAAGCAGCACCCUAUCCAUUUGUCUUUCCUCUUCUUUAAAUCCCUCUUCCCCAUCCCUCCUUCCUCUCUCUUGGUUGUUGUUGUUUUUUGGGUUUUUUUUUUUGGUAUAACAAUUCUUUUGUAGCAUCAUUACAAUUACAAUUCUAUGACAAUUGGACAAUAAUAGCAUGGAAACAGACUGGUAUUAAUAGUACAGUAGUCACCGGUGUGCCACAUUUGCAUUAGUAAAUGCAAAAUACACAUUUUAUAAAGGACAAAUUUUGUGUUAUGUUUUUAUUUUCAUUACCUUGUAUAAUACUGUAAGAUUAUUGUAUGUCCUAAUUUGCAUUAUAAAUGUUUUUUUCCUACGUAAAGGCAUAAAUAUAGCAACUUUGUAUAAAGGUAGCUUACUAGAUUUUUAAUUUUUUCUUUUAUAAAAAAUUGUCUAACAGUGGGACUACCAUUGCCAAAUUGUAUAUGAAAUAUGAAUUUUACCCCAGAUGGUUAAUUUCUUUUAUAAACAUUCCAUAUUUCUCUAAUAAAAGACAAGUGAUACUGUACUAUGCAUACAAUUGUAUUUUAAUGCUGUUUCAUAUCAGCAUUUUAAAUUUUGGUUUGCAUUUUUAAUAUUGGCAAAAUCUACCACUGUUGAUUAAAUCUUGUUGUAUAUGUAACAACAUCUUUUGCCCCCUACCCCCCACCACCACCCUUGUUCUCUUUCUCCCUGUCAGUGCCAACUUCAUACAUUUUGUAGCAUGGCAAUAAAAUAUAACUUUUACACUGAGGCCAAGUGUGGCUUUUUGGAGGAUGUGGAAAUGGGAGGAUCACCCUCUAGUUGUUCUUUGCAUUUGACUUUUUGCCAUAUAAACCAUGUUCCCAGGCAUGAGGAAGUUAUUGCGUAUAUGAUGUGAACAUGCUUUUAAGGACAAGUGUGAAUGUGCUUUGAAGCUUAAUUUUCGUCCUAACAAAUAAGAACUAAUUUUUUUUUAUCUUUGGAAAAGUCAGAGUUGUUGAAGUACAAUCAAACCUUUAUUAACUGGAGUACUUAAAGAAUAAGCUAAUAAUUGAAUUCAGUUCAACAAGGGCUCAGCAACACAUUUUUUUAAAUCCUUAUUUAUUGUUAGAGUAUCACUAUCCUGUCCUAGAAAUUAUAUGUAAAAUAUAGUUUAAUCUUAGAUGAUUUAGGAUCUUGCAAUGCCUUACUUUUGUCAUUCUGGCAUAAAUUCCCACAAUGAAGUCUUCAAGUUGAUACUGGAAGCCAAGCUGACUAUACACUAACCUUAAGCGUUCAUGGAAAACUACUCUGUUGAAUAAAAUCUGAUCGGAGUUCUUAUGGUUACUUUCCCAUUAUUGCCGAAAGUAGAUUGCAAUAAAACCUCAAUAAAAGUUUGGUUGAAUACCUA